CGUACCUCGAUGAGAAAAAGUUUCACAAAACGCGCUUUGCGCGCAUGUGCAGUCGUUUGGCACGAUACAGCGGACCCUGUGGUCACUGUGUAGUGAGUGUGCGAUAAUCGCAGGAGCCAACAAGUGGUGUCGCUCAAAAUAGCCUACUUGCGCAAUGUCUGAUAUUCCAACUUCACUGUAAGACCACACAAACCAAAGUGCAAGUCACAAACAGGGACAAACCAGAUAGCUGAGCAAAGCUGUGUGUGCACGUUGCGAGACUUGCAAGACUUACAUUUUAAACAAUGGCCUGUCAAGAAGUAGGUCCAGGGUAUAAAAGCCCCCUUGAUGCAAUGAGGAAUGCUCCGCGGGAAAAGAUUGUCUAUGUGCCUUGCAUUCGUAGAAACACCGCAACAACUGGACCCGAUUAUUUGGCCACUGUGGAUAUUGAUCCUCAUUCAAAGAAUUACUGCAAAGUUAUCCAUCGCCUGGACAUGCCCUACUUAGGAGAUGAGCUUCAUCACACUGGCUGGAAUGCCUGUUCAAGCUGCUAUGAUGAUCCCACGAAGAAACGAAAUCGCCUGGUUAUGCCUUCUUUGAUGAGCACUCGCAUUUACAUUGUUGACACUGACACUGAUCCUGUUCAACCCAAAAUUUACAAGAUUGUGGAACCCGAAGAGGUUUACCAAAAGACUGGUCUUGGAAAUCCCCACACUGCCCAUUGUUUGGCCAAUGGUCAAGUUAUGAUAAGCUGUUUGGGAGAUCCAAAAGGAAAUGCCAAAGGUGGCUUUGUCAUCUUGGAUGGAUGUUGUGAUUUUGCUGUACAGGGGAACUGGGAAAAGCCUGGAAACACCACUGAAUUUGGCUACGACUUCUGGUAUCAGCCAAAAUUUAAUGUUAUGAUCAGCAGCCAGUGGGGAACUCCUAAAGUACUGAUGAAUGGAUUUAAUCCAGAAGAUUAUGAGAAGGGUCAUUAUGGUCACAGUAUUAAUGUAUGGGAUUGGGAUAAUCACAUUCUCAAGCAGACUAUUGACCUGGGGAAGGUUGAAGGGGCCAUACCCUUGGAAGUGCGCUUCAUGCACAACCCAGACAGACCAGAGGGCUUCGUUGGAUGUGCCUUAAGCACUAAUGUGUUCCGUUUCUACAGGACUGAGAGAGGAGAUUGGGCUGCAGAAAAAGUAAUUGAUGUCCCAUCUAAGAAGGUUCAGGGUUGGGCGCUGCCUGAGAUGCCAGGUUUGAUCACAGAUAUCCUCCUGUCCAUGGAUGACCGCUUCUUGUACUUCAGCAACUGGUUGCAUGGAGACAUUCGUCAGUAUGAUGUCACGGACACCAGGAACCCAAAACUGGUCGGACAGGUGUGGCUGAAUGGAAGUAUCUGUAAGGAUGGGCCAGUCAAAGUUUUAGAGGACAAAGAAUUGAAGGAGCAGCCAGAGCCUCUCUACAUGAAUGGAAAGCGCGUGCAUGGUGCACCCCAAAUGAUCCAACUCAGCCUGGAUGGAAAACGACUGUAUGUCACUACUUCACUGUACAGUGGAUGGGAUAAGCAGUUUUAUCCAGAUAUGGUUGAGCAUGGUUCCAAGAUGCUUCAAAUUGAUGUUGACACAGAAAAAGGUGGACUGACCCUCAACAGAGCAUUCCUGGUGGAUUUUGGGCAAGAACCUGGAGGCCCAUCCCUGGCCCAUGAAAUCCGCUAUCCUGGUGGCGAUUGUACAUCUGACAUCUAUUUGUCCACCACUAUGGGCAAACUGUAAAUGAGGUGCAUCUGGCAAGGUGCAUACUUAAUAUAAGGAUCCCAUGUGUCAGAUUUCUGUGGACUUAUAGCUUGCAUUUUUAUUUUUAAAGGAAUUUCAAUUGAAUUUUAUCAGUCACGUAACAAAAUUCGUUAUUUGCCAAAAUCAAGAAAAAUGUUCUUAAAAAUAUAAUUCUUAAAAAUUCUAAUCAGAGGGGAUUAUGUGGUAUUAUGCAGAUGUGAACUAAGAAUAUACAUUAGUCUGAGAUAUAUUUUGCACAAGAUUACUAAGAAUGCAUAUAUAAAUGUCAUAUAUAAUUUUAUAAGAUACUGGUACAAUGGGAAUCAACUGACAUAGCCUAAAAUGAAACAUUUAUCACUGUGUGAUUUCAUACAAGACUAUAUUAAGUCUGAGAAUCCAUGUGAGUUGGGGUUUUAACUCUUUACCAAUAAGUGUCUCUCUGCUUCACGAGUCCUUCUAGAAAGUAAUACAGAAGAGACAUCAGCAACAUGGUGAAUUCAUAUCUUUACGCAAUAGACUAGAAUUUGACAGAACCAGAGAGUAAUCAAUAUAUAUAUAUAUAUAUAUAUAUAUAUACAUAUAUACAUAUAUAUACAAAUUUUGCCAGCUUUUGCAUGUUGCCAUAUAUCACAAUCAAAAGAGUACAGUUAUUUUUGCCCACACUCUCCUCUAAAUCCUGCAAAAGCUCACUCAAUUUUAUGCUAAGUUGCAAGACUUUGGGCCAUCUCAGAUUAUUUCUAUUGAUUGAAACAUGAUGACAGCAAGACACUGGAAACUAUUUUUAGGGUAAUAUUUUUUGGUGAAGGUCGAGUGGCAUCAGAUCCAAAGAUUCUACAAGCUAUUCACAACUUUGCCAUUAGCUCUCACGGUUCUUAUACUUGUAGCAUAGGCAACUAUUGUUCCCAUUACGCAUAAAAAAGAUUUAAAGAAUUUAUAUAAAAGAGAUAUUUUAGAUUGUAUAUUUUUUGCCAAAUAUUUGCUUUGCUUCCUUUUGGUGUGUGGAUGGAGGAAUAUAAUUAAAAAUAAUUAUGCAUAGAAAAAAAACUGAAUUGGAUACUUUAUUGGAAUUAUUAAUGGCCAAAUGUAUGUACUAUUUCAGAAGUACUUAUAGUAUAUUCUAUUGAUAUUAUUGAAGUGAUUAGCCAGUUUUAACUACCCAGAGCAAUAUUGGAAAUUUAAAUGCCGUCAGUCAUAAUUUAGACGCACCCUUUCAUACCAAUUGUUCAAAGAUCACAAUAAAUCUAUAUACAUGUCGAAUUAAAUUA
Molecule: messenger RNA, 2995 nt
Organism: Lingula anatina
Lineage: Eukaryota; Metazoa; Brachiopoda; Lingulata; Lingulida; Lingulidae
Product: methanethiol oxidase
Molecular function (GO): selenium binding
Source: RefSeq, a predicted model, not a curated record